Gilbertella persicaria is the source of this 1173-nucleotide messenger RNA. RefSeq lists its product as uncharacterized. The coding region runs from base 240 to 1004 and encodes 254 amino acids. NCBI's taxonomy places the organism in Eukaryota, Fungi, Mucoromycota, Mucoromycetes, Mucorales, Choanephoraceae. The record is from RefSeq and is a predicted model, not a curated record. The transcript has 5 exons.
AUUUUCUAUAAUUGAAAAGAAAAAAAAAGGAAUACAGAAUCGACGAUGCAUUUAUGUCUGACAGAAGAGAUCUCCGAUCCUUUUUAAUACACUUUUCGAUUGGCUGCGUCAUUGUUUCUUGCUGCGAAAACAAAAAAGUUUUUUCUUGAACAAUAGUUCGAGUUAUUUAGAGCAAUAAUUCUGUAUUAAAAUUAAAAGAUGCAUGCCAUGUUCUGAUAUAUCAAGCUUUAACAAGUACGAUGAGUGCUGAAGAAGUAACUGACAACCUCAAGGACUUGUCACUGAACAAACAAACCACUGAAAAGCCAAAACAAGAACUAAAAGCAGCCUAUGACAAAGCAGCCUUAAAAGAACGUUGGAAAAUAUUGGGCACGGACGCAGAACAAAGUAUUUUAUCCAUGAUUCGUAAGGCCUGUAUGAGUACAUUUGCUCGAGAUGAUUUCUUUAAAAUUUUGCAAAGCAUCAAACAAAGUUUUGUGCAACGUGAUUAUGAAGGUAUCUUUACGGAUACGCUCAACUUAGAAGUCUAUACAGCAGCGUAUGUACCGGGAAGAGCACUUUGUUAUUACGAAAUCUUUUGCAGACCUCAACUUUUGAAGUUUUUGAUGAAACGCAGUAAUCUUUAUUGUGUCGGUUCAGGAUCCGGCUCUGAAUUAUCGGCUAUUUCGGCGGCAAUGACUCGAGUACCUGCUGAACGCCAGCAAGUGCAGUUGGUCAUGCAAGACAUUGGUGCUUAUGAUGCCGUAUUGGACUCAUUAGAAAAAACAAUCCGAGAAAAGUGGUUGUUGACUGAAGAGCAGUUACAAUGCACAUACGAACAAAACGACGUAUUAGAUUCUACAGAUGCAAAGAUAGAUAAGCGAUUAGCAGAAGCAGACUUAAUUACCUUUAUGUUUGUCAUGAAUGAAUUGUUUGUCAAAAAAUCAGCAGCCAUGGCAUUAAUACAAAAAAUGGUUCAAACUAUGAAGAAAGGGGCACACUUAUUGGUUCAUUUUCGCAUUUAAAAGUAGGCAAUAAGACAUAUAUGGUAUAUAUGUUAUUGGAUGCUAUUCAAGACUUGAAAUUAGUGAUAGGCGAAGAUUCCCGAUGGUAUAGGCACCCUGACCAUUUAAAAUAUCCUAUAGAUGUACAGAAUAUGCGCUACUUUAUCCGCUUAUACAAAAAAAAUAAAUU